AUGAUACUCUGCGUCUACGCACUCCUAUACGCGAAAUUCAAAUACCAUGACAAUCGGCCAGUACAUGGCAAAGAAAGUGACCCGAGUUUAGUUAUCCUUGUUGGUGAUUCAAAGGCAUCAUUUUAUGGCGCUUUCCAAGCUCCCUCUGAUGGUCAUUUCCCUGCAGCUGAUGCAAAUUCCGACAUAUUUUCGACCGAAGAAAUCGAUGGUUCUGAGACGACCAAAAUCGUAGCUUACUGCUCACCUACAUUAUCUUCUAUGGAAAUAAUUGGAUCGCUUGUGCGAGAUCUUCCUCGGGUAUCGAGGACACAAAAUAUCAUAUCUGAUCUUACACCUCAAUCCGAACAGGAAUGUUGGAAUAUGAUAAAAAAAGAUUGGUAUAAUUCACUCGAUGCUGCAUCUUCAUCAGGAGCAAGAGAGCUUGUACAAAAUAUCAAAUGUUCAAGUCGUGAUAUCAUCAGUUUAGCUCAUCGUGGCCUAUUAUCUGUAACUGGGAUGUACAGCACAUGGGCUCCAAAGACUCGAAGUGAAGUUCCAAAAGUAAAUAUUAAACAAACAUUGUUUCUGAAGGAAUUAGUGCUACCGAAUCACAUAAUUGCCGUGUGGAAUGAAAAUAAUAUAUCGAGGGCGCUUGUCUGGUACUUUGGACACCUACAUUCAUUCAAGCGAGAUACUGGAUCUACGCUAUGGUGGCCGGAGACUAAUAUAGAAGAGAAUGAAAAGAACGGUGCAUUUCUUCUGAGUAUUUUGCGCCAUGAUUUCAAGACAUCUGAAGAAUUAGAUAUUCGCCUCCGACAGAAAAGCUGGAGAAAGAAAGCAGUAGAUCAUUUUUUUGGGGCACCAUCUUGUGAAUCCGAUGAUAUCGAUAAAUUAAAUCAACUUAUGGCUGAAAUAAAUCACAUGAAGAUGUAUCUUCCAGGAGGUACACACGUGUUAGAUUGA
This is a messenger RNA of Blumeria graminis f. sp. triticale, 942 nucleotides long. The record is from the annotation of a GenBank genome assembly. NCBI's taxonomy places the organism in Eukaryota, Fungi, Ascomycota, Leotiomycetes, Helotiales, Erysiphaceae.